AUGACUGGUCUUCCUGUUACCGAUCCCUGUAUCUCGUUCUGGCAACAGACGACCAGAUCAUAUCCCUACCUUAAUCACAACGAUGAAGCUCUCGUACCAAAAACCGCGAAAUAUGUCAUUAUCGGCUCAGGAAUAUCUGGCGCACUAGCAGCCUUUAAGUUGGUUGAGGGUGGUGUAGCAGGAUCAGACAUCGUCAUACUCGAAGCAAGGGAAGCAGCCAGUGGUGCCAGCUCUCGCAAUGCAGGACAUAUUCGACCAGACGCCUUUCGCGGUUUCACGGUCUACAAAUCAUUCCACGGCGAGGAGCAGGCCCUGAAAAUCAUCGCCAACGAGAGGACCGUGUUCCUCGCAGUCGACGACUUCGUGAGGAAGCACAACGUCCAGUUCGAUUUUGUCCCGACAACCACCUUUGACGUUUGCCUAACUCAGGAAUUUGCAGAUCACAAUGCAAAGAGCUUUAAGGCAUACCAGAGCGCUGGCGGCGAUGUCUCUCAUAUCAAGUUCUACCCUGCCGAGGAAGCUCGAGAAAGAACCGGCGUCCCGCAAGCCCUAUGCGCCUACGAGUGGCCGGCGGGUUCUGGCCAUCCUGCCAAACUGGCCCAAUGGCUCCUGGCCGAAUGUGUUUGCAAAGGCGUGCAUUUCUUGACCCAUUGUCCAGCAACUUCGGUGACACAAUCAUCAUCCGGUGCAGAGCAUAUUCUCUGGGAUGUCAAGACACCACGAGGUACCGUAACAACGCCAGUGGUCAUUCACUGCACCAACGCCUUCGCACCGCACUUGCUGCCGCAGCUAUCAUCCCUCGUCACACCAGAGCGUGCGCAGGCACAUGCUUUCGUACCACCUGCGGCUCUCACCGGCAGCAAGGUGCUGCAGAGUACCAUCUCCCUGCGUAGGGGCCUGCGUUGGUUCUACUCGGUCAAUCAGCGUCGUUCAGACGGCGUCAUUAUCCUUGGAUCCGCUUCGGCAAGCCCCAAAGUCAGUCAAACGGCGUAUGUAGAAAGACAGACGGCCGACGACAGCGAUUUUAGCGCGGAGAUCCGCGACGAUGCCGUUGCUAACUUCCAAGACUGUCUACCAGAGUGUAGACCAGAGAAUUUGCGCCAUGGUGAGGGGCUGCAGCACACAUGGACGGGUAUCAUUGGCAUGACGCCCGACUUGGUACCCUUUAUCGGGAGGGUUGAUGGCUCACAGGGACAAUGGGUGUGUGCCGGCUUCAAUGGACAUGGUGAGUGA
Molecule: messenger RNA, 1233 nt
Organism: Colletotrichum fioriniae
Lineage: Eukaryota; Fungi; Ascomycota; Sordariomycetes; Glomerellales; Glomerellaceae
Cellular component (GO): cytoplasm
Molecular function (GO): oxidoreductase activity
Source: RefSeq, a predicted model, not a curated record